Molecule: messenger RNA, 2979 nt
Organism: Galendromus occidentalis (western predatory mite)
Lineage: Eukaryota; Metazoa; Arthropoda; Arachnida; Mesostigmata; Phytoseiidae
Product: small G protein signaling modulator 1
Exons: 23
Coding region: 136-2979 (947 amino acids)
Biological process (GO): activation of GTPase activity
Molecular function (GO): GTPase activator activity
Source: RefSeq, a predicted model, not a curated record
AGAACUCGUUUCAUUGGAGUAUUCCGGAGCAAAUCCGAUGCCGCAGAUGCGGUUUCGAGGGAACAGGCCGUCACGGAACAGGCCGAGAUUUGUGAGCGACUUUUGAAAAGCGUGAAAAAAGAGGUGAAACAAAUCAUGGAAGAGGCUGUGACGAGGAAGUUCGUGCAUGAAGAGAGUAGCAGUAUCACUUCACUUUGCGCUGCUGUAGACGCGUGCCUUUCUCACGGUCUCCGCCGUCGGGCGUUGGGCUUGUUCAAAACCCAUUCGACGACGGCUCUGCUCCAGAAAAUCGCUAAAAGCUUCUCGCCAGCAUACGAAGUAGUGCAAAUUGUCGAACGCAUCGAGCAUAUCCAAGACGGGAACAAACGGUCGUCAUCAUCCGGAGAUAGCACCACCGGGACCCCUCAGCGGAACGCCAGCAUCGGCAAACGUCCCGCGGCGAGUAUAAGAUACUUGUGGAUCCGCAUUGCCUUGUUCGAAAAACAUUUGACCAAAAUUGUCGAUUAUCUCGUUGAGAAUGCAAGCAAAUAUUAUGAGAAGGAUGCUCUGGUUGCCGAUCCCGUGUCAGGCCAAAUUCUCGCCUCAUUACUAGUGGGUCCAUGCGCUCUCGACUAUACUAGGAUGAAAACUCAGGAUCACUUCUGGACGGAUCCCCCGGCAGAUGAACUUGUGCAGCGGCAUAAACUUAGUAAUCCCAUGACGCCAUCCCAAAAGACUUCGCACCCAACGCCUUCGACACCUCCCACGACGAGCAAACGACCCACGCUCAGCUAUCGACGAGCCGCAGGGAGCAGUUCGGAGGACUCGGUGUCGCGCUACCAUUCCGCGGGAAGUCUCGGGUCCUCUGUGGGUGUCAGUCAGGCCAGGGACUACGUGGAAAGUCUCCAUCAAAAUCCUCGCUCCACGCUCAUCUAUGGAAAGAACAAUGUAACCGUGCACCCGCACGACUGUCCGGAACCUCUCCGGGGAUAUCUGUCGCUUCAUCAUGAACCAUCCGCCGCCGGACUGGUCUUGAAAUGGACUCCAAACCAAUUGAUGAGCGGGAGCAAUGACUCCACGACCUCGGUGACAAACCAGGCCGAAGGCACACCGCACUCGAUUUAUUGGGAGCAUGCCAUCAAGGUCAAGCUCUCAGAAGUCGUAUAUCUGCACUGCCAUCAGAAGGCUGAUCAAGGCGGAAGCCUCGUCCUCGUCGGCCAGGAUGGAGUCCAGAGGUCACCAAUAAUUUUCCCCAACGGAGAUUCUCAUCUGAUCCAGUUCUUGACAUGCCUUGAAGGCGCUUUACUGCCGCACAGCCGACUAGACCCUCCACUCUGCAUACCGGCCAGCCAAAGCGGAGGAUCCGUCCAACCAAAGCUGAAACGCCAAAGCAUUUGUUCGAAUCGAGACCAGGACCUCGUAUUCAGAGUGAUUCACGCAGGGCACAAAUCAUCGCUUAUCACUCAACAAGCUAGCGGGAGCACUUCCGGCGAAUCUGUAGAAGAGAGCGAGUCCGACAAUCUGCUCAACGGGAAGAAGAAGUGCAUUGAGCGCCCGGAUACGAAGGAUUUCUCUAAAAACGGAGGCGAAACGCUCGAGGCUUUGUGUUCCACCAUGAGAAAGCAAAUCCUCAGCAGAGCUUUCUAUGGAUGGCUUGCUCACUGUCGGCACCUGCGCACAGUGCGAACCCACCUUUCUGGAUUAGUUCAUCACAAUAUCGUUCCGAGUACUGAGGAGAAAUUGACACCUGAGCGAUGGGAUCAGCUGGUGAAUAAUGACGGCUCAAUCCGAGAUCCACAAGAAGUUUUCCGUCUCGUGUACUUCGGAGGCCUCGAACCCAAUCUCCGGAAAAAAGUUUGGCCUUACCUUCUGGGUCACUACAAGAUGAGCUACACAUAUCAGCAGUGCAAGGAAAAAGAUGAUAAAACACACGACUCGUUCGAGUCUACGAUGUCCGAAUGGCUCGCUGCUGAAGCGAUUGUUCGUCAACGAGACAAGGAGACCGCUGCAGCCCUGAGACUGUCUUCCGGAGGAUCGACGACCCAAUGUUCGGAAAUAUCGCUUGCGAUCCAGAUGAGGAGUGAUAAUAAUGACGUAUUCGACGACGAGACAGGAACCGAAACUACCCUCGUAGAUCAGCCCGCGGAAACCGUCGUAGUAAGCGGAGAGAACAAUACGAGCAAACUUUCCUAUUCGGAGGAGGAAUAUUUUUGUCAAGAAGAUAUGCAUCACCUUCCGAAUUCGCUUUCUCACAAUGAGCUAAUGGUUGAAGCUCGGAGCGAAUGCCCAUCACCCGCCUCUUCUUCUGGAGCUGCGUUUACUUCCGACCUUCUCGAUCUGUUCGGAUUGAAUAUGCAUCGAAUCGAUAAAGACGUGCGUCGUUGCGACCGGAAUAUCGAUUACUUCGUCAGCAAUGACAACCUCGAUAAGCUGCGGAACGUCAUGUGCACCUACGUCUGGGAGCAUUUGGACGUAGGCUACGUUCAGGGAAUGUGCGAUCUAGCCGCACCUCUUCUCGUCAUAUUUGACGAUGAGGUCAUGUGUUAUUCGUGUUUCCGCGAACUCAUGAAACGGAUGGCUUCGAACUUCCCGCAGGGUAACGCCAUGGAUCAACACUUCGCCAACAUGCGUUCUCUAAUCCAAAUUCUAGAUGGCGAAAUAUUCGCUCUGAUGCAAAAAAACGGAGAUUACACGCAUUUCUAUUUUUGUUAUCGCUGGUUCCUACUCGACUUCAAACGGGAGCUGGUCUACGAUGACGUCUUCAAGGUGUGGGAGACGAUCUGGGCCGCUCAACACGUCGCGAGCUCUUCGUUCGUCCUCUUCGUUGCCCUGGGAAUGGUGAAAUAUUAUCGCGAGAUCAUCAUCGAUAAUCGGAUGGAUUUCACAGAUAUCAUACGGUUUUUCAACGAAAUGGCUGAGCGCCACGAUGUCGAUGCGGUUCUCUGCACGGCGCGACGUCUCGUGCUUGAAAUUCAGAGCCUCAUUGACACCUCGAAGUGA